AUGGUCGAAUCUGGCACGUUCGAGAGCUCCGAAAAGCAGCUGCCCGUGCUGUCAUUGCGAGAUCUAACCAUUCUCGAGGCGUUCGACCAAGGCGCCACCGAGGCAAAAUACGUCACCUUCUACCAUGUCACUUCUGAAGACGAGCUGUACUUUGGUCACUUAUUCAAGAGAAAGAAGGAAAUCACUCUAGAAGAGUACAAUGCGGCAUUGGAGCAUAUUCCUGACAGUGAAAUCUACCCCGAGGUUCCCCGGGACACCCCCAUUAACAAUCGCGCCAGACGACUUGGACGACGCCUCUGCUUUCAUCAAGCGGCCGGGUCUAAACUCCUAUGA
Molecule: messenger RNA, 333 nt
Organism: Cordyceps fumosorosea ARSEF 2679
Lineage: Eukaryota; Fungi; Ascomycota; Sordariomycetes; Hypocreales; Cordycipitaceae
Product: Protein kinase-like domain protein
Exons: 1
Coding region: 1-333 (110 amino acids)
Source: RefSeq, a predicted model, not a curated record